AUGGUCAGAGCAAUUGCGUCAAUAUUGGAUACAGAUUUGUAUAAGCUCACAAUGCAACAAGCUGUCCUUGAGCAUUUCCCCAAUGUAGACGUUAGCUAUCGAUUCACAAAUCGCAGUAUGCAAAUGCGUUUUAAUAAACAAGCUUACGAUUCUAUUAUGGAUGGAUUACAAUUCCUUACCCAACUCACCCUACAGCCCCAUGAAUACUCCUAUUUACUAUCUGAUAAGGCCCCCAUGUUCAAAUCCAGCUAUGUCGAUUACCUCUCCAACUACCGCUUCAAGCCACACGAGCAACUUGACGUACGUCUCGUAAAUACAGACAAUAACGGCUUUGGUGACCUGGAAAUUGAUAUACGUGGUAAAUGGGUGGAGACCAUCCUCUAUGAGGUACCACUGAUGUCAAUUGUCUCCGAGUCUUACUUUGCUUACGUAGACACUGAUUGGUCUUAUGAUGGCCAAGAAUCUAUCGCCAAAGAAAAAAUGAAAUCUAUGGCUCAGAAUGGUAUUAUUCUCGCAGAAUUCGGUAGCAGACGUAGAAGAUCGUUUCAGGGACAUGAUAUCGUUAUACGCGCGCUUAAAGAGGAGAGUGAUCGUUUGCAGAAUACAGGCGCAUCUGGUAAACUCGGUGGAACGAGUAACGUUUUUUUCGCUCUCAAGUACGAUCUCCCUCCUAUUGGUACUGUAGCCCAUGAAUGGACUAUGGGUAUCGGUGCUAUCACCGGAUAUAAGAAUGCUAACUACACGGCAUUGGAUUUAUGGGAAAAAACUUUCGGUGACAAACUACUCAUCGCUCUCACUGAUACUUUCACCACUGAAGCUUUCUGGAGGGAAUUAUUGGACCAUCCUCAGAAAGCUAGCAAAUGGAUUGGGAUUAGACAGGACUCAGGUGAUCCCGUCAAAUUCUGCAAGGAUGCUAAUGCUGUUUAUCAGCAGUUGGGUAUAGAUACUCACACCAAAACUAUCGUCUUUAGCGAUGGACUGGAUAGUGAUUUGUGUAUCAAGCUCAAGCAGGUAACAGACGAGCACGGCUUCAAAUCUAGUUUUGGUGUUGGUACUUACCUCACAAACGACUACCGCAAAGCAUCAAAUGUUAGUGAAAAGAGCAAACCUCUGAAUAUCGUCAUCAAGAUAGCCUCAGUGGGAGAUACACCGACAAUCAAACUGAGCGAUGACCUAUCCAAGAUUACUGGGAAUAACAGUACAGUAAAGACAGUUAGAGAUGAAUUGCAUGUUUAA
This is a messenger RNA of Wallemia ichthyophaga EXF-994, 1236 nucleotides long. Its product is annotated as putative nicotinate phosphoribosyltransferase. The record is from RefSeq and is a predicted model, not a curated record. The transcript has 3 exons. Gene Ontology annotation, molecular function: nicotinate phosphoribosyltransferase activity. Lineage: Eukaryota; Fungi; Basidiomycota; Wallemiomycetes; Wallemiales; Wallemiaceae. Gene Ontology annotation, biological process: NAD+ biosynthetic process. Bases 1 to 1236 code for a protein of 411 amino acids.